Messenger RNA from Emericellopsis cladophorae, 1587 nucleotides. RefSeq lists its product as uncharacterized. Gene Ontology annotation, biological process: transmembrane transport. Gene Ontology annotation, cellular component: membrane. The transcript is spliced from 2 exons. The coding region runs from base 1 to 1587 and encodes 528 amino acids. The record is from RefSeq and is a predicted model, not a curated record. Gene Ontology annotation, molecular function: transmembrane transporter activity. Lineage: Eukaryota; Fungi; Ascomycota; Sordariomycetes; Hypocreales; Bionectriaceae.
AUGGACGACCAGAGACGAGGUUCCGCAAUCCAGGCGGACCAGGCGCUGGCGCGUCUGGGCUACAAGAGCGAGCUGCCGCGCAACCUCAGCAUGCUGAGCGUGCUGGGCCUGUCCUUUGCCAUCAUGGCGGUGCCCUACGGCCUCUCGACGACCAUGUACAUCACCCUGACCAACGGGCAGGCCGUCUCGGUCCUCUACGGCUGGAUCUUCGUCUCGCUCAUCUCCCUCUGCAUCGCCGCCUCCCUCGCCGAGAUCUGCGCCGUCUACCCGACCGCCGGCGGCGUCUACUACUGGAGCGCCAUGCUGAGCACCCCCCGCUGGGCGCCCCUCGUCAGCUUCGUCGACGGCUGGCUCACCCUCGUCGGCAACUGGACCGUCACCCUCUCCAUCAACUUUGGCGGCGCCCAGCUCAUCCUCAGUGCCAUCAGCAUCUUCAACGAGGACUUUGUCGCCAAUGCCUGGCAGACCGUCCUCUGCUUCUGGGCCGUCAUGAUCGUCUGCGCCCUCGUCAACGCCUUUGGCUCCCGCUACCUCGACAUUAUCAACAAAGUGUGCAUCUACUGGACCGGCGCCAGCGUCAUCAUCAUCCUCGUCACCCUGCUCGUCAUGGCAAAGGACCGCCGCUCGGCCGAGUUUGUCUUUUCCCACUAUGACGCCUCCGCGUCCGGCUGGCCCGAGGGCUGGUCCUUCUUUGUUGGUUUGCUGCAAGCUGCAUACACACUUACCGGCUACGGCCUGGUGGCGGUCAUGUGCGAGGAGGUGCAGAACCCCGAGCGCGAAGUCCCCAAGGCCAUGGUCCUGUCCGUCGCGGCCGCCGGCCUCACGGGCGUCCUCUACCUCGUCCCCAUCCUCUUCGUCCUCCCGGAUGUCCAGAUGCUCCUCGAGGUGGCCAACUCGCAGCCCAUCGGACUCCUCUUCACGACCGUCACCGGCUCCAAGGCAGGCGGUUUCGGGCUCCUCUUCCUCAUCCUUGGCAUCCUCAUGUUCGCCGGCAUCGGCGCCCUGACGGCCUCCAGUCGCUGCGCGUACGCUUUUGCCCGCGACGGCGCGAUUCCCGGCUACCACCUGUGGAAAAAGGUCAACCCCAAGCUCGACAUGCCGCUGUACGCCCUCCUCCUCUCCACCGUCGUCGACUGCCUCCUCGGCUGCAUCUACUUUGGCUCCUCGGCCGCCUUCAACUCCUUCACCGGGACCGCGACCAUUGCCCUCUCCACGUCCUACGGCGUCCCCGUGCUCGUCAACCUCGUGCAGCGUCGCAAGGCCGUCCGCCACUCCGUCUUCUCCCUCGGCAAGUUCGGCACCGUCAUCAACGUCAUCUGCGUCGUCUGGAUCGUGUUUGCCUGCGUCAUAUUCUGCCUUCCCGUCUCGCUCCCCGUCGACGCGAGCUCCAUGAACUACGCCUCUGUCGUCUUCUCUGGCUUUGCGGCCAUUGCGUUUGCGUGGUACUUUUCCUACGCGCGCAAGAAUUUUACGGGCCCGCCCGUGGAUAGAGAGGCCAUGGACACGGUCGACGGGGUCAUGGCGGCGCCGCAUUCGCCGAAGGAGGGUCUCGGUGACGAGAAGGCCGUCAAGAGCAAUGCCUCUUAG